Neltuma alba is the source of this 1929-nucleotide messenger RNA. RefSeq names its product wall-associated receptor kinase-like 20. The record is from RefSeq and is a predicted model, not a curated record. NCBI's taxonomy places the organism in Eukaryota, Viridiplantae, Streptophyta, Magnoliopsida, Fabales, Fabaceae. Gene Ontology annotation, molecular function: polysaccharide binding; ATP binding; protein kinase activity. Gene Ontology annotation, biological process: protein phosphorylation. The transcript has 3 exons. Bases 1 to 1929 code for a protein of 642 amino acids.
AUGAAGAUACCUACCAGCUUCUAUCUUCUUCUUCUCUGCUCUUUCUCAUCAUUAGUCAUAUCUUUUAGCCAUUGUCCAGAUUGUGGUCGCACCCAUGUCCCAUUCCCACUUAGCACCAACCCUCAUUGUGGCGACCCAUCUUACAAGGUUCGAUGCCAUAAAGGUUCCCUCUGGUUCAACGCUCUCAAUGGUUCCUCCUACAUGAUCACCACCAUCAGCUCCCAAAGGCAGCGUUUCGUAAUCCGGCAGCCCGGUCUAGCCGGCCACCACACCUGCGUCUCCUCCGAUUUCCGAACCCAAGGCAUGUGGCUGGACCCAAACGGACCCUUCAACAUUACCUCCAGUAACACCCUCGUACUCAUGAACUGCUCCGAAGAGGUAUUGACUCUCUUGUGGAAUUGCUCUUCGUCAAGCAUCUGUCAUACUUAUGUUAAGGCCAGAGCUGCCAAGGCGUGCAGCGGCGAGAUAUGCUGCACCGUGAAGACUGGGGGGUCGGCGACGGAGUAUAGAAUUAGGGUGAGGAAAGAGCGUUGCGCGGCGUACGUGAGUUUCCCGAAUUUGGAUGAUUCAGCUCCGGUGAGUGAGUGGCCGGAGCCCGGGGUGGAGAUAGAAUGGGAGUUGCCGCAGGAGCCUGUGUGCAAGGUGCCGGCAGAUUGUGGUGGCUUGGCAAAUUCGGCAUGCUCGCCGUCGCCGGUUCCGGCUAUGGGUGGAGUGAGGAAGUGCUCGUGCAACUCUGGUUUUCAGUGGGAUCCUGUGAACGGAAUAUGUCAGAAUAUCAGGUGUGAACAGGGAAGAGGAUGCACGCGUCAUAGUAACAAGAAAGCUCUACUUAGCCGAGGCUUGGCAUUUGCUGCGGCUGCCAUGAUCACCGGAAUCCUGAUCGCUGCAAUGGUUUUUCGCUACCGGAGGCGGAAAGCAACCCAACUUAUGAGCGUAAACAGAGCACGUGACAUAUUGGACGCCGACAACAAUAGCGGAAGAUCAGCCAAGAUUUUCACCAUCAAAGAUGUCACAAAAGCCACCAACAACUUCUCGAAACACAACCUCCUCGGCUCCGGCGGCUUUGGCGAGGUUUUCAUGGGCACGCUGGCCGACGGCACUCUCACGGCCAUCAAGCGCGCCAAGCUCGGUAACUCCCGCGCCGUCGAGCAGAUCCUCAACGAGGUUCGAAUCCUCUGCCAAAUCAACCACCGCAGCCUCGUACGCCUCCUAGGUUGCUGCAUCGACCUCCACAACGAACCCCUCCUCGUGUACGAAUAUGUCCCCAACGGAACCCUCUACGACCACCUCCACAACACCAAUAAGUGGGCCCCACUCCGGUGGCAUCGACGGCUGAAAAUCGCCCAUCAAACAGCAGAAGGACUCUCCUACCUUCACAACUCAGCCAUACCCAGAAUCUUCCACAGAGACAUAAAGUCGAGCAACAUCCUCUUAGACCACAACCUUAACGCUAAAGUCUCAGACUUCGGACUUUCCAAGUUGGCUCUGAGCGAAGCGAGUCACAUCACAACGUGUGCGCAAGGCACAUUGGGAUAUCUUGACCCAGAGUACUACUUAAAUUUUCAGCUGACGGAUAAGAGCGAUGUGUACAGUUUUGGGGUGGUUCUGUUGGAGAUAUUGACGUCGAAGAAGGCUCUGGAUUUUGGGAGAGACGAGGAAGAUGUAAACUUGGUGGUGUUAGUGAAGAGGGCGAUGAAGAAUACGACGUUGAUGGAAGUGAUUGAUCCAAUGGUGAAGAUGGGAGCUAGUAAGUCGGAGUUGGAUAGUAUCAAAACUUUGGGGUGUCUUGCGAUUGCAUGUUUAGACGAACAGAGACAAAAUAGACCGUCCAUGAAAGAUGCUGCUGAUGAGAUUGAACACAUUCUUCAAACUCUUUCUUCUGAUACUGGCUUCAUGGUUGAAGCUUCCGACGAGUUUUUCUUACAGUGA